GAGCAUCUUUGAAACUGUGAAUGAAAUUCUGAAUUUCUCCGUAAGUUCGGCCGUUCGAUUUAUUUUAAUAAAAUAUGAUCUUUAAUAUUUAGAUCUCAUUGCUGAAUAACUUUUAAAUAUGGACUUCGACUGGACUAAUUAUUUAGAAGCGAAUAAAUCUACGGCUGUUCCUGAAGAAUUGUUUUCACAUGUUGAAUCCAGUCUUAACAAUGGAAUCAAACAGGGUAUGCUUCUUGAAGUCUGCCACAAAAACAAUCCAGAUGUCUACUGGAUAGCGGAGAUCACAAUGGUUUGUGGUCAUCUCUUGAGAAUUAAGUUUUUGGGCGCAGACACUGAUUUCUGGUGUGACAUUUCCAAUACUAAAGUUCAUCCAUUAGGAUGGUGUGGAAAGUAUGAUGAGCUUAUCGAACCACCUGAUGAAAUUAAUGCUCAAUAUGGAGAUUCUAUUAUAGAUAUUAUGAAGAAAGCUCUAUUGGACGGCCAGUCUGUAUCUAUUGAAGCUUUGAAUAACAAGGGUCUGUCACCAAUUGACAGAAUCAAAGCAGGGAUGAAGGUAGAGGUGCAGAAUACUUUAGACCCAUACAAAUACUGGAUUGCUACUGUUAAAGAAAACAUUGGUGGCAGGCUGAUGUUACAUUAUGAUGGCUCUGAUGAAGAUUUGCCACAAUUUUGGAUUUUUUUUUCCAAUCCUCGGUUGUGUAGCUUUGGAUAUGUUACAAACAAGGGUUCACCAUGGCAGUUUAAAUAUCCAAAUAAGAUCAAUAAAUUUUCAUGCAAAAAUAAGCUUAGUACUCAACUGCGACAAUGCGCCGAGGAAUCUAUCAAAGAACCAACUCCUUCAGAUCUAUUCCAGCCUAUACCUAGUUUAGAAGUACACAAUUUCAUCACAGGUAUGAAAGUUGAAGCUUUAAAUCCUCACGACAUGAAAACAAUACGACCGGCAACAGUAACAAAAGUUUUCAAUAACUUCCACUUUUUAGUGGUCAUAGAUGAUCAUCUAGAGGAUUAUGAGGACACAAAAAUGGCUUGGCUUUGCGAUUCUAUGCAUCCAUAUAUCUUUCCUAUAGGGUGGGCAGAAAAGAAUUCAAUCAGUUUUAAAGUCCCAAAGAUAUGGAAAGAAGGGUCAUUUGAUUGGGAUGAAUAUCUCUCCAUGACGUCAUCAGUACCAGCACCUGAAUACUGUUUUGGGAAUAAAGAGCCCUUGAAAGGUUUCGAAGUUAAUAUGAAAUUGGAAGCUGUGAAUCCACAGAAUCACGAAGAAAUACAUGUCGCUUCUGUACACUCUGUGGUAGAGCACAUGGUGUGUGUGGAACUCUUACCUAUAGGAGAAAAGUUUUGGUACGCUCAAAAUAGCGACUUACUUUUGCCGGUCGGUUGGUGCGAUAGUAACAACUAUGCCUUACAUAUCCCCGAUAUGUCAAAUGUUAAUAAAGAAUCUCCCAAACCCAUUGAAGAGAGCCGGAACAUAAAAGAAGAUAAGAUGUCACAAGAGGAGUGGUGUGACAGGAUCUUUUUCAAUUACAAAUGCUAUUCAGGACCAUCGAUUAGUAGAAAUAAACUAUCUCAACUUCCUAAGCAUGUCGGCCCAGGACCAUUAUCUUUAGUGUUGAAAGAAGUACUCAAUAAAAUAAUAUCUGCAUCAUAUAAACCAGCCAAAUUGCUAAAAGAUUGGGAGAGCGAAGGUCCACCUGGGGAAGGGAUGCGGCUGGAAAUGUUAAGAGCAAAAUUAAAGACGAGCACGUAUCACGCGUACGUGCCGGUGGCGACUAGCGCGUCGCAAGUCGCGUGCUUCUGCCGCAGCGUGUGCGGUAAACUACAGGCGUGUCCGAGCCUCUUCGGCCCAACAGAGUUCCCUGAACAAUGCCCAAAUAACUGCCAACAAGUUGAAAAGUCCACCUUCCAUAAUUUGACAGAACGUCGUGGGAGACCAAAAGGUAGUCUUAACGCGAAAAGGAAGAAGAAAAAGACCACUCCGGAAAAACGCGAAAAAGAGCCGCAACCUUCUCAAGAAACCGAGAGCAACAAAGAUGAGUCUGUGAGUGAACAUAGUGCUGGUUCGACACCCCCGUCUGAAUCGGGCACUCGACCAAAUUCGCCUGACAGUGCUCUGGAGUACAAAAGAACCCAAAAAAAGAAACGAGAACCUAAAAACGUCUAUCCCAAAUUGGAAAUGAAGACCAGAGGAGCAAAGUUACCGAACUUUGCACUUCAAAUGAAAGAAGCUCAUUGGGACAGAAAAGAUGUACAGACUAUAUACAAUAAUAGCUGUGCUACAAGGAAGCGUCCUCCACCCGACAGUGACUCCGAAAACGGAACUAAUGAAAGCAGUUCUAAUUCUAGAGAUGCCAAAAAUAUAUCAGAUGUUUCAGAUUCCGAAGAACCUGAGCUGAAGAAACUCAAAUUCACGCAAAACGAUCCCUUACCCUCAGAUAACAAACAUUUUGAAAAAGAUUUUGCUAUGACCUGGACCAAAGAUAAGCUUAAACUAUCUCCAAAUCCUUUGGAAUGGUCGGUAGAUGAUGUGUAUACUUACUUAAAGAGCACAGAUGAUUGUAAUCUGGUAGCAGAGAAGAUGAAGCAGGAAGAAAUUGAUGGUGAGGCUUUUAUAAUGCUCGAUUUGCAAACAAUUAGAGAUUUCCUUCAUAUGAAAAAGGAGUUUGCAGUUCAGCUUUGUAAACACAUUACUAGAAUUAAAUGGUAUUAUAUAGUUAAUUUUGAAGAUAAUGUUUCAACGUGAUAAUUUGUUCCUGUAUUUUAUUAAGUAUGUUUUUCUAGUCCACAAUAAAACAUAUGAUAUUU
Molecule: messenger RNA, 2799 nt
Organism: Diatraea saccharalis (sugarcane borer)
Lineage: Eukaryota; Metazoa; Arthropoda; Insecta; Lepidoptera; Crambidae
Source: the annotation of a GenBank genome assembly